Molecule: messenger RNA, 1218 nt
Organism: Triticum turgidum subsp. durum (durum wheat)
Lineage: Eukaryota; Viridiplantae; Streptophyta; Magnoliopsida; Poales; Poaceae
Source: the annotation of a GenBank genome assembly
AUGUCGGAUCUGCGGCACGGAGAGCCGCUGGCGAAGCAAAGGAACAUCGACCCCAUCGCCCGGACUGACCAUCCGUGGGAUCUCCCUGCAACAGUCCCCCUCCCCCACCGCUGCGACUGCCCAGAAGACAGCGUUUUGGUGAUUCCCCGGGAGGCAAACCUCCCGAUUGACAGAGAAGCAAAGAAGGUCGUGGCACGGGUGUCACAAGCAGUAGUCGGCGUCGCCAGCAUUACCGUUUAUGGCGAUCAGCUGUGGAGAGCUUCAGGCUUUAUUGUCGAAUUUGAUGAAUCCAGCAUGAUUGGGACAAUAUUUUCAUGUGCAACUGUAUCUGAACACAUUCCGAUGUUCCCUAAAAUUGACAAGAUAAGAGUAUAUCUAUUUGAUGGUACCUCUUAUGACGCCACCAUAGAAGCUUGCGACAAUCACUGGAAUUUGUUAGUAUUGUCUGUUUCAUUUGGUCGUGCUGUCAAAACCAUGAACAUGGUGGAAAUUAGCGAGAACAGAAAUGCGAUGGAUGUUCAUCUUCAAGGAUUUGUGCUACAGCCUCACUCAGCUUCUGAAAGGCUUUGUCCUGGCGAUACCAUUAUCGGACUUGGUCGACAGUCUACAGAGCCUUUUGGGCUUCAAGCGAAUUGUGGAGUUUACAGCUACGAGCGUUGGGCAGAUCUCCCUAGGUUUUGCCAUGAAAUGCAGAAAGCAACAUUUAUAAACACAUAUGCGUCAAUUGGAGGUCCAGCAAUAAACAAAAAUGGCAGAGUCAUUGGAAUGCUUUUCCAUGAUCUAGACUGUACUCCUUUCAUGCCAUCCAACAUCAUUUUAAAAUGGUGGGAUCAUUUCAAAAAAACUAGGAUGUAUUGUCGUCCAACUAUGAGAGUUUUUGGUGUUAAUCUACAUAAUGCUCAGUCUUCACCUUGGGUAAAAGUUCCCACAUCUUUAUAUGAAAGCUAUGAUGAUGGCUUUCUUGUGGAGUGGGUACCUCGAUCUGUGAAAUCAGCGGGAUUACAGCAAAAAGAUCUUAUUAUUACAUGCAAUGGGAAACCUGUGGCUACGAGUUUACAGUUGUUCGAAAUCUUAGCGGAGAAUAUUGGAAAAAUGGUGGGGGUUACUUUUAUUAAGGCUGAGGACAACAGUAAGCAUUCAAUAUAUCUUCCUGUGGAGGAGACUCUGGAGAAAAACUUCUACAGCUGGCCAAUUGCACAGUACAGCAAUCUUUGCUAA